AUGGUGAACAAACUAAAGGGACAAUUCCUACCUGUUGAUUGUGAGGUUCAAGUGUUCAGGAGGAUGCAAAACUUGAAACAGAAAGACAUGGAUGUGGCUGCCUACAUUGAGGAGUUUCAUAAACUCAACAUGAGAUCAGGACAUGUGGAGAAUGAAAGAGAAAAGGUGGAUAGAUACCUUAAUGGUCUGAGGUUUAAUAUCCAAGGUGAGAUCAGCCUUCUUGUUCCUAAGACCGUGGAUGAGUGUUUUCAAGUGGCAUUGAGGGCAGAAGAAAAGUUGAAGAGGAAGAGUGAUCAGAAAAGUAGAGGAAGAUGCAGAAGUUUCAGAGGAAGAGGAAAAUUUGGGGGCAAAAAACAUUCUGAAAGACAAGAAGGAGAGUCAAAUCAAAAUGAACAAAAUGGAGACUCAAAUAGUAGAGGAAGUUUUAGAGGAAGGAGGCCCAAUGGGAGAGGAAGUAAUGGUGGACCGGGAAGAGGUUCGAGUACUUUUACUAGUAGAUGUUACAAUUGUAACUAA
Cryptomeria japonica (Japanese cedar) is the source of this 516-nucleotide messenger RNA. RefSeq lists its product as uncharacterized. The record is from RefSeq and is a predicted model, not a curated record. The coding region runs from base 1 to 516 and encodes 171 amino acids. Lineage: Eukaryota; Viridiplantae; Streptophyta; Pinopsida; Cupressales; Cupressaceae. The transcript has a single exon.